This is a messenger RNA of Cavia porcellus (domestic guinea pig), 2891 nucleotides long. RefSeq names its product ATPase H+ transporting V0 subunit a2 (gene Atp6v0a2). Gene Ontology annotation, biological process: vacuolar acidification; proton transmembrane transport. The coding region runs from base 146 to 2716 and encodes 856 amino acids. Gene Ontology annotation, cellular component: vacuolar proton-transporting V-type ATPase complex; plasma membrane; vacuolar proton-transporting V-type ATPase, V0 domain. Gene Ontology annotation, molecular function: ATPase binding; proton-transporting ATPase activity, rotational mechanism. Lineage: Eukaryota; Metazoa; Chordata; Mammalia; Rodentia; Caviidae. The record is from RefSeq and is a predicted model, not a curated record. The transcript has 20 exons.
GGCCUCGCUGGCGGCAGCGGCGGCGGUUGGAGGGAGGCCGCAGUGGCAGGACACGAGCGCUGCGGCAGCCCCGGGAGCUCCAUGGUGCGGGGCGCUCGCCGGGCCGCAGGAGGAGCCCGAAGCGCGCGCCGCUGCGCGCGCCGCCAUGGGGUCGCUGUUCCGGAGCGAGCCCAUGUGUCUGGCACAGCUCUUCCUGCAGGCGGGCACGGCCUACGAGUGCCUCAGCGCGCUGGGCGAGCGCGGCCUGGUGCAGUUCCGAGACCUCAACCAGAAUGUAAGUUCUUUUCAAAGAAAAUUUGUUGGUGAGGUGAAGAGAUGUGAAGAACUUGAACGGAUAUUGGUGUACCUGGCACAGGAAAUCACUAAGGCGGAUAUUCCCCUGUCUGAGGGAGAGGUCAGCCCUCUUGCGCCGCCUCUGAAGCAGGUUCUAGAAAUGCAGGAGCAGCUGCAGAAGCUGGAGGUGGAACUUCGGGAAGUCACCAAGAACAAGGAGAAACUGAGGAAGAACCUGCUGGAGCUGAUCGAGUACACGCACAUGCUGAGGGUGACCAGGACCUUCGUGAAGCGGAACAUGGAGUUCGAACCCACUUACGAAGAAUUCCCUUCCUUGGAGAACGAGUGUUUGUUGGACUACAGCUAUAUGCAGAGGCUGGGCGCAAAGCUGGGGUUUGUGUCCGGCCUCAUUCAGCAAGGCAAGGUGGAAGCGUUCGAGAGGAUGCUGUGGCGUGUCUGCAAAGGGUACACGAUCGUGACCUACGCGGAGCUGGACGAGUCCCUGGAGGACCCUGAAACGGGGGAGAUCAUAAAGUGGUACGUGUUCCUGAUCUCCUUUUGGGGAGAGCAGAUUGGCCAGAAGGUGAAGAAGAUCUGCGACUGUUACCACUGCCACGUGUACCCCUACCCCAGCACUGCCGAGGAGCGCAAGGAGAUACAGGAGGGACUCAGCACCCGCAUCCAGGACCUCUACACUGUGCUGCACAGGACUGAGGACUACCUGAGGCAGGUGCUGUGCAAGGCCGCGGAGUCCGUGUCCAGCCGCGCUGUGCAGGUGAGGAAGAUGAAAGCCAUCUACCACACGCUCAACAUGUGCAGCUUCGACGUCACCAACAAGUGCCUCAUCGCUGAGGUCUGGUGUCCUGAGGCCGACCUGCACGAGCUGCGCCGCGCGCUGGAAGAAGGCUCGCGGGAGAGCGGGGCGGCGAUGCCGUCCUUCCUGAACACCAUCUCCACCAAGGAGACGCCGCCCACGCUCAUCCGCACCAACCGCUUCACUGAGGGCUUCCAGAGCAUCGUGGACGCCUACGGCGUGGGCAGCUACCGCGAGGUGAACCCAGCCCUCUUCACCAUCAUCACCUUCCCGUUCCUGUUCGCGGUGAUGUUUGGAGACUUCGGCCACGGCUUCGUGAUGUUCCUGUUCGCCCUCCUGCUAGUGCUGAAGGAGGACCACCCCCGCCUGACCCAGUCCCAGGAGAUCCUGCGGAUGUUCUUCAACGGCCGCUACAUCCUGCUGCUCAUGGGCCUGUUCUCGGUGUACACGGGCCUCAUCUACAACGACUGCUUCUCCAAGUCGGUGAACCUCUUCGGCUCAGGCUGGAACGUGUCGGCCAUGUACAGUGCCGGCCCCGCCUCGGAGGAGCGCAGCGGGCUGGCGCUCUGGAACGCCAGCACUGUGCGGCACAGCCGGGUUCUGCAGCUUGACCCCAGUGUCCCCGGCGUGUUCCGGGGCCCUUACCCCUUCGGGAUCGACCCUAUCUGGAACUUGGCCACAAACCGCCUCACCUUCCUAAAUUCUUUCAAAAUGAAGAUGUCUGUGAUUUUAGGGAUUACUCACAUGACUUUCGGCGUCAUCCUGGGAAUAUUUAACCACAUGCACUUUCGGAAGAAGUUCAACAUCUACCUGGUGUCCAUCCCUGAGCUGCUCUUCAUGCUGUGCAUCUUCGGGUACCUCAUCUUCAUGAUCAUCUACAAGUGGCUGGCGUACUCGGCCGCCACCUCCAGGGAGGCGCCCAGCAUCCUCAUCGACUUCAUCAACAUGUUCCUGUUCCCCGCCAAUGAGGCCAGUGGCCUCUACCCGGGCCAGGCGUACGUCCAGAGAGUGCUGCUGGCCAUCACCGUGCUGUCCGUGCCCAUCCUCUUCUUGGGGAAACCGCUCUUCCUGCUGUGGCUGCAUCAUGGGCGUGGCUGUUUCGGGGUGAGCCGGAGCGGCUACACACUCGUGAGGAGAGACAGCGAGGAGGAAGUGUCUUUGCUGGGGAACCAGGACAUCGAGGAGGGAAGUAACCAGGAGGCCAGAUGCAGAGAAGUGACGUGCGAGGAGUUCAAUUUCGGAGAGAUCCUGAUGACGCAGGCGAUCCACUCCAUCGAGUACUGCCUGGGCUGCGUCUCUAACACCGCGUCCUACCUGCGGCUCUGGGCGCUCAGCCUAGCCCACGCGCAGCUGUCUGAUGUACUGUGGGCCAUGGUAAUGCGUGUGGGGCUCCGCGUGGACACCACCCUCGGGGUCCUGCUGCUCUUCCUGGUCAUCGCCGUCUUCACAGUUCUCACCGUUUUCAUCCUGCUGGUCAUGGAAGGGCUUUCUGCUUUUCUCCACGCCAUCCGCCUCCACUGGGUAGAGUUUCAGAACAAAUUCUACGUUGGCGCAGGCACCAAGUUUGUUCCUUUCUCGUUCAGUCUGCUGCUUUCGUCCAAGUUCAGCGACGACAACGGUGCAAUGUGACGUCCUCCUGUUGUCCCCGCCAGCGUGCAGAGUCAUGGAGAAUUAUCAUGUCGAGAAUUUCAGCCACGUCAGUUCACGAUAGGAACAGUUCUGUCUCCAUUGAUUGCCUUACAAUAUAACCAAAUGAUUCUGUAGGAUAUACCUCUUCCUCAUGUUAAAGACUUUGUAAACUUUA